AUGAUCGACUUCAUCUCCAGAGCUCUUAAUCUUCCUCUCCUGGAUCCCUGCUUGAAAAGAACUGGAGUAUUCAAUCAGGGAGUAGACUUUGCUGUAGCUGGGAGCACAGCUCUCGACACCUCAUUUUUUCAGGCCCGAAAUAUUCCAGUUCCUAUCUUCAAUACUCCUCUCAGUGCUCAGAUGCAAUGGUUUAAAGAUCAUCUCAAAUUUGUCUGUCGUUCCCCAUCAGAUUCUGCAGCUAGACUUCAAAGAUCCUUAAUAAUGAUGGGAGAAAUCGGGGGAAAUUUCCCUAUUAGUUGCAUCCUAAUUUAUUUGACUAGUUUUGCGAAUCCUGAUCUAGAAGCAUACGACCAGAUGGGAUGCUUGAGAGAGGUAAAUGAGUUUGCAAGAUACCACAACUACUAUCUUCAUAGGGCUCUUCAUGCUUUGAGGCAAAAGUUGAAAAGGGACAAUCUAAACGUGGUUGUUGUCUACGCUGAUUACUACGGGGCUCUGGAAUCAGUUCUUGCUCGUGCUCCAUUUCUUGGAUACGACCGAAGAUCUUUAUUAAAAUCGUGUUGUGGGAUUGCAGGGAUUUACAACUAUGAUGGUCGGAGGAUGUGCGGAACACCUGGAGUUCCAGUUUGUCGGGAGCCUGAAAAGUACAUAUAUUGGGACGGAAUUCAUAUGACACAGAAAACUUAUCGCCAUAUGUUUGAGUUUCUGAUCAGUGACAUGUUGUCAAAGAUGCAGUGCGUGUGGUAG
This is a messenger RNA of Coffea arabica (coffee), 744 nucleotides long. RefSeq names its product GDSL esterase/lipase At5g03980-like. NCBI's taxonomy places the organism in Eukaryota, Viridiplantae, Streptophyta, Magnoliopsida, Gentianales, Rubiaceae. Gene Ontology annotation, molecular function: hydrolase activity, acting on ester bonds. The record is from RefSeq and is a predicted model, not a curated record.